Molecule: messenger RNA, 447 nt
Organism: Trametes versicolor FP-101664 SS1
Lineage: Eukaryota; Fungi; Basidiomycota; Agaricomycetes; Polyporales; Polyporaceae
Exons: 3
Coding region: 1-447 (148 amino acids)
Source: RefSeq, a predicted model, not a curated record
AUGGCAUCCGCCUCCACCUCCACUUCCGCCCCUGCGCCCGCCCCGGUCCCGGUUUCGGCGCCACAACCACACCCCGCAUCCUUCGACACGAGCUACCAGGACACUUUCGACGCCCCCGGGCACCUGCGCGAGCCUAGCACACACGUUCGCUGCGCCGCGGCGGGCCCGUCGCGCGCAGCGUACUCUGCGCCCUCCCGAACUGGCCAAUCUCGCAUCGCGGCGGCGCGCCCGCGAGCGCAGAAUGGGCACAAGCCACUCCCGCCCGGCGGUUUCGCAGCGACUCUGCGCGAACACGUCUUAUUGCGCGCGGGCGAGACGAAGACGGCCGAUUCGACGUACGGCAGCGAGCUCGAGUGUGACGUCCAAGGGCACGGGGACACGGGGAGAAGCUGCACUGGGGUACGGGCGCUUAACGGCGCGGAGGCCGUCGAACGAGUGCACCCGUAG